CAGGUGAAUGUAAAUGAGUUGUUUGGUGGACCCGGUCCAGGAAUGCAUUCUUUAGACAAGGCGUGGGGAAACGAACGCCGACUAAAUAAAUAAAUAAAUAAAAUUCAACCUUUUUAUAUACCCCAACCCUGUAUUUAAUAUCUUUCUUUCUUUCCCCUCGUCGUCUUCUUCUUCUCCACCCCACCCCCGAUCGCUCGAUCUCCGAAACCCUAAUCAAAGAUCACCACCACCACCCACACCCCAAGGUCCAACGCGGAUCUAGGGUUUCACCUCUGCUUCAGGAUAGGGUUUCUCGCAUGCCCCUCCUCUUCUUUGCCUUCUCCUCCGAUCCCUCCCAUCCAUGGCUUCCUCGAUCCCUGCGGACGGCGGCGACGGCGACGGCGACGGUGGCGGCGGGGUGGAGAUCCGGGAGGUGUGGGCGGAGAACCUGGAGGCGGAGUUCGCGGUGAUCCGGUCCAUCGUCGACGAGUACCCCUUCAUCGCCCUGGACACGGAGUACCCCGGCGUCGCCUUCCGCGUGCUCUCCUGCCGCGACAGCUACCAGUGGCGGAACUACGACAACCUCGCCGCCAACGUCGACGUCCUCCACCUCAUCCAGGUCGGGCUCACCUUCUCCGACGCCCUCGGCCGCCUCCCCUGCCUCCCCCGCCCCUGCCUCUGGCAAUUCAACUUCCGCGAGUUCGACCCCGAGGCCCAUCCCUGCGCCCCGGACUCCAUCGCCCUCCUCCGCGCCGCCGGCAUCGACUUCGCCCGCAACCGCGCCCAGGGCGUCAGUGCCGCCCGCUUCGCCGAGCUCCUCAUGACGUCGGGCGCCGUCCUCAACGACUCCGUCACCUGGAUCACCUUCCACGGCUCCUCCGACAUCGCCUACCUCCUCAAGAUCCUAAAGCCCCUCUCGAUGCCCGAAACCAUCCGCGGCUUCUGUAUUCUAGCUAAGAUUUUCUUUCCCAAUCUCUAUGAUGUGAAACACCUCAUGAAGUUCUGCCGCGGCCCUCUCUACGGGGGGCUCAAGAAGCUCGCCGAGAGCCUGGGCGUAGAGCGCAUCGGAAUCAGCCAUCAGGCUGGGUCCGAUAGCCUGGUCACGGCACGGUGCUUUAGGAGGUUGUUAGAUUUGCACCUCAAGGAUAGGGCUGAGCAGUAUGCUGGGAUCUUGUAUGGUCUUAAUGACGAUCCGUCGGUAAGGCUCUACUAAUAAAAAUUUGCAGUUGCGUUGAAACGAGAUAUAGAAAAGUCGUUUACUUUAUCUCUUCGGGGUUCUGAUGCUGGGUCAUCUCUUCGCAUUUCUCUGCAUAUAUGUUAGUUGAUUCUAUAUUUGGCUUUAGUAGUUAACUAGAUCACAUUUUAGAUGGCUGCGGGUUUUACACAGUCUCAACGACGGUAAGAUCAAGAUAGUAUUUCGGAUAAAAUUUGCAAAUUUUCUGAUACUUGGUUAAUUCUUUUGCAUUUCCUCUGCAUAUAUGUUAGUUGCUUCUUUCUUUGGCUUUAGUAGCUAGCUUGGUUAACUAUUUAGAUGGUUGCCUGUUGUUAGUAGCAAGACUCGGAUAGGAUUGGUUCCGUUAAAUAAAUGUUGAACUCCUAGAUUUGCUUAAGUUAUUUAGGCUAUUUGUCAAUCGAAUAAUACUAGGAGAUCCAACGCAACUCAAUUAUGAACGAGUGGCAUUCAGAAUAUUGUUAGAUGAGAGCUCAAAUUCAAAUUCAAAUUCAAAUUCAAAUUCAAGAUGACGGAUCUAAUGUGACAGGAAAAGAGUUCAUCAGAUUUCAGUCGGAUGAGAGCUCAAAUUUAGAUUCAGGAGUUGUUAAAUGAAUUGAUCUUAGUAGAUAUCGCAGGGUUUGUUAAGAUUUCAAAUACCUUUAAAUUUGCCGACUUUAUAUGAUAAGAUGUGGAUAGCAUUUGUUUAAAGACAUUAAUAGAUAUGAAUCUUAUGUAGUUUGUAAUAUUUGUAUAUAGAUUAAAUCAUUAGUAUGUAAUACUGGUAGCGACUUUUAGGUAAGUAACCUGUUGCCCUUAAAUGCUUUUUCUGUCUAUUAGUCUCCUUUAACGAUCUUGGUUUUCUUUUCCUUUCUGAUCAGUUAUCUAGUUCUUCGUUUAUUGUCAGUUAUCAAUAAUCACGUUAUUUCCCAUUUGUAAUGGUUAUGGAUUAUAUAGUUAUUCUUUUGCCGACUGUUCCAUUCUGCUCUAUGUCAAAUCACUGUUAUAUCAACUAGUUUGGCUUGCCAACGCUGUCCUUCUUUAUUGUUUUUUAUAUCUUCUGAGAAGUUUUUGGCGUUUGAGAUGCUUUUCUUGAAGUCUGAUGCUGUUGUUGCUUCUGUGCUUUAAGUGUUGAUUUUGGGGUUAAUCGAAUGGUUGAGAAUCCAGCGCCGUUCAGAAUAUCUGAUCUUGCAUGCUAUUAUCUUUCAAAUCGCCUCAACUAGUUCAUCGGCAUUCUGUUCUUUUAAGAUAACUCUACAUGCUUUUAGCUAUCUUAAAAAUUCAUGUUCUUUGUGGUUUGAGGAACACAAUUUUCUUGAAAAGUUUGGAGGUUGGCCUCUAUUUUUUUUUGUUGUGGUGUAAUGAAGCAGUGAGCCAAGAAUAGUUAAUUAUUGGAUUUUUUUGGGUAAAUAAAGGACUCCAAUAGAGUUAUUAGUGCA
Molecule: messenger RNA, 2628 nt
Organism: Ananas comosus (pineapple)
Lineage: Eukaryota; Viridiplantae; Streptophyta; Magnoliopsida; Poales; Bromeliaceae
Product: probable CCR4-associated factor 1 homolog 7
Exons: 1
Coding region: 341-1192 (283 amino acids)
Cellular component (GO): CCR4-NOT core complex; CCR4-NOT complex; P-body
Molecular function (GO): poly(A)-specific ribonuclease activity; nucleic acid binding
Source: RefSeq, a predicted model, not a curated record